Cydia splendana is the source of this 396-nucleotide messenger RNA. RefSeq lists its product as uncharacterized. NCBI's taxonomy places the organism in Eukaryota, Metazoa, Arthropoda, Insecta, Lepidoptera, Tortricidae. Bases 1 to 396 code for a protein of 131 amino acids. The record is from RefSeq and is a predicted model, not a curated record. The transcript has 2 exons.
AUGAAGAUGCUGCGAUGGAUGUGCGGCGUUACGCGCGCUGACCGCAUCCGUAACGAGUACAUCCGUGGCAGCCUCGCAGUCCGUGACGUAGCAGAGAAGCUCCAAGAAUGUCGCCUCCGGUGGUUCGGCCACGUUUGUCGCAGCCCAGCUGACUACGUAGGAAACAUAUGCCUUAACCUAACCCUUGACGGUCCCCGACCCCAAGGCAGACCAAAAAAGCGAUGGCUCGAUGUUGUGAAAGCAGAUAUGAGCGUGAACGUGCUCACACGAGACGACGCACAGGAUCGCACAAAGUGGAGGAAAGCAAGAUGGGGCGAGUCGCUGCUGUCUCUGCCGAAGCGAUGGCUCAGCCAGCAGGGAGACGAGGACGAAUACGAAGUAAGAAGCGGAAGCUAA